Molecule: messenger RNA, 531 nt
Organism: Symbiodinium pilosum
Lineage: Eukaryota; Dinophyceae; Suessiales; Symbiodiniaceae
Source: the annotation of a GenBank genome assembly
AUGUUGGAGAGCCUUUUCUUGCAGCAGCUUGCGCUGUUACGGCAGCAAACUGCGACCAAGUUCCUGAAGGCUUCCCGACCUGCGGAGGCAGUGUCACAAGCGGAUCAGCAGUUUGUCUCGCAGGCCGAGGAGCUUAAGAGACCAGGCAGUUCGUGGAGCUACCGCGAGGACCGCUAUGCUCUCAGAGCCGUCCUCGAGGGCAGUUUUAGGCGAGACGCUGCUCUUAGAGAUGAGCAGGAGCAAGCUGUGAGAUCUCAGCAAUCUACGGUUGAGAUCAUCAGCAGGCUCCAGAGUCAGAUGGAGAAUCUGCAGAUGCGCCUGCAGCACAUGCGCGCUGGCCAGCCAUGGUUUUUAUCGAGCUCUUAUAGGAUUCCCGGGACGCCCGUGACAAUGAUCGGUCGAUUUCAGCAGGGUCGUGCAAGCAUCGAGCUGAACCUGUCUCCCGACAGGGACCCAGUGACUGCAGAAGCUGGAUUCGUACGAGGUGUUGGACCUGCCAACUUGGGUGUGAGCGCCAAUUUUGGCUUCUGA